AUGGAGUCCUGGAUACUCUCUCUCAUCCCCCUCCUCAUCCUCCUCUUCCUCACACCACCAACCCUCGCCUGCCAACGCGACUGGUCCCUCCUCCACGCCCGCAUCAGCCGCCACUCCCACUCCCCCAGCAAGCACAGCAUCCGCGACACACCCACCUACCCACCCCCCCUCACCCCCACCGAAUCCCUCCUCCUCAACUCCUUCGACGCCGUAGCCCUGCGCACAUGGUCCUCGUACUACACGCACGGCGACCACCUGGGCACGCACAACCGGUCCAUGGCGGAGUGGACGGCGGAAAAGUGGCGGAGCGCGGGGUUCACCGAGGUGAAUGUAGUUGAGUUUCCGAUUUGGUAUACGUAUCCUGAGCGGUCGGCGCUGCGGCUGGAGGGUGUAGGGGGAGAGGUGUUGCAUGAGGCGAGGCUUGUGGAGGAUGUGUUAGUUGAGGAUGAGACGAGUGGGUAUCCAAAUGUGAUUCCGGCGUAUCAUGCGAUGAGUGCUAGUGGGGAUGUUAGGGGGGAGUAUGUGUAUGUUGGACGCGGCACACGAGCGGAUUUCCAGGUCCUGAAAGAUGCGGGGAUUGAGUUGAAGGGCAAGAUUGCGCUUGCGAAUUAUGGGGGGAUAUAUCGUGGGACGAAGGUGAAGAAUGCACAGGAUAAUGGGAUGGCGGGGUGUGUGCUUUUUACGGAUCCGUUGGAUGAUGGGGAGGUUACGGUUGAGAAUGGGUAUAAGGCGUAUCCUGAUGGACCUGCGAGGAAUCCUUCUUCGAUUCAGAGAGGUAGCGUACGCUUCUCUUCACUGUACUCUGGCGAUCCUACGACGGUCGGUUGGGCUUCCUCGUGGGACUCCCCCCGUGGGAAUAUCUCUUUGUACACACCCUCCAUCCCAUCCAUCCCCAUCAGCAUGAAAGAUUCUCUUCCGCUUCUUGAGGCCCUCAAAGGCCACGGUGUAUCUGCCAAGGAAGCAAACCGUAGUGGGUGGACUGGUGGGUUCAGUAACAUAACUUAUGACAGCGGUCCUGCACCCGGUGCGCUCCUACAUAUAGAUCAUCUCAUGAAUGGAUGGGUAGCCCCCGUGUGGGACGUCAUUGGUGUCAUCAACGGAACUACCGACGAAGUCGUGGUGAUUGGAAACCAUCGAGAUGCAUGGGUUAUUGGCGGUGCUGCGGAUCCAAAUUCAGGCAGUGCUGUUUUGAUUGAGCUGGCGAAUGCGUUUGGAAAGUUGGUGGCAAAGGGCUGGAAGCCAAGGAGAACAAUCAUCCUUGGAUCCUGGGACGCUGAGGAAUUCGGCCUCCAGGGUUCCACUGAAUGGGUUGAAUCGCAUUUGCCCUGGCUCACAACAAGUGUAGUCGCCUAUCUCAACCUCGACAUUGCAGUGUCUGGUCCGAGGACCUCGUUCUCCGGCAGCGGAGAGCUACACACCAUGGUCGUAGAACAGAUGAAGAAAGUCUUGUUCCCCGAAGGCUGGGGCGAUUUCCCCACGCUCUACGACAUGUGGCACAACACUACCCAGGGAGAAAUCCCACCGCUGGGCAGUGGCUCCGACUAUGCCAGUUUCUACCAAAACGGCAUCGCAUGUAUCGACAUUGGCUCCGACGGCGGUAAAACCGACCCCAUCUACCACUACCACUCCAACUAUGACUCGUACGCGUGGAUGUCGCGCUUCGGUGACCCAGACUUCAAGCUCCACAAGGCAAUCGGCCAGUGGCUCACCCUCAUCGCCUACCACAUUGCCGACGACGCCCUCAUCCCCUGGGACCUCCCCAACGCCGCUUCAGUCCUGCAAUCCUACCUCUCCGAGCUUAACGAAACAAUCACAGACUCUGAAUUGUCCAAGGACUUGGAUCUCGCGCCGCUGGGCGAUGCGAUUGCCGAGUUUGAGGCUCAGGCUGCGAAUAUUGCACGGGUUGCUGAGACGGCCGUGGGAUUUCAGGAUCCAGUGAUGCUGGGGGUUGUAAAUGCGAAAUUCCGUGAUUUCUCGCGUGGCUUUGCGUCGUCGGGUGGAUUACCUGGGCGCGAGACGUUCAAGAAUGUGAUCAGUGCGCCGGGCAUUGAUAACGGGUAUGGCGCUGAUGUGUUUCCGGCAGUCACGGACAGCGUAAAUAAAGGGGAUACGGGUGCGGCGCAGGAGUGGGUUGAGAAGAGUGCGAAGGCGGUGUUGAGGGCUGCGGAGAUUUUACGGGUGGGGAAUUGAGUUAAGGGUGAUGCAUAUGACUGUGCGUGUGGGCUGACAGAAAUAACACAGUUAGGUAUCUAAUCAUUUUGCAAAAGAGAGUAUUAUCGCAUUGUGAAACGUGUAUGUGGACAGGUCGAUGAGAUGAUGUUGGAUGAUUGAAUGUGAAGUAUGUA
Messenger RNA from Bipolaris sorokiniana ND90Pr, 2345 nucleotides. RefSeq lists its product as uncharacterized. The transcript has 5 exons. NCBI's taxonomy places the organism in Eukaryota, Fungi, Ascomycota, Dothideomycetes, Pleosporales, Pleosporaceae. Bases 1 to 2190 code for a protein of 729 amino acids. Gene Ontology annotation, molecular function: carboxypeptidase activity. The record is from RefSeq and is a predicted model, not a curated record.